AGUAUCCUGAUCGUGCCUAUGGGCAAUGAACUCGAUGCCUAUACAAGGUGCAAGGUUCAGAAGGUUCUCCUAGGUGUUGCUUCAGGUUCUUGUUCUUUGCUUGUUAUAUUCAACAACAGCUUAUCGUACGAUACGACGUACACUAGAAAUAAUAUUAUGUUUGCUUGAUCCUUUUAAGUGUUUCCUUAAACUGGGAUAAGUUAAGAUAUUUAUUGUCUUUGGUAGUGAAUGAAAAAAAUAUGAACAUGAACAGCUGACAAAUGAAAAAUCGUGUACAAGGAAAAUGUAUUAUAACUUGAGGCUGACUUGAAGUAAUGGAGUAUAAAUCACUUAUCCUUUGUAUCCUUUGCUCAUUCUUGAGAAUAUGCCAAAGUAUAGAUCAAGCAUCAUUUUAUGGCAACAGCUAUAUAUCAUUGCCAUUCAAAGAAGCAAAAAGUGCAACACACAUACAGUUCAGGUUCAAGACACAACUUCCCAAUGCCCUAAUAUUACUAGUUGCUGGUAUAACUGAUUACUGCAUUGUGGAGAUAGAAAAAGGAAGAAUAAAAGUUAAUAUCAAUCUGGGUGCUGGAGAAUCAGAAUUAAUAUCACCCUCAGGAUUGAAAUUAAAUGAUAUGAAAUGGCAUGGAAUUAUUAUUGAACGUAAAGAAGCUAAUCUGUCCAUGGUUAUUGAUACAAUUUACAAAGUACAAAAACAUCUUCCUGGUAAAUUUUUCGAGCUGAAUAUUCAUUAUGGUUUAUUUGUCGGUGAUAACAAAAACAAGAAUAAUACAGAUAUAUUUUUUGGGCAUGUUGAGAAAUUCAGAGGCUGCAUCUCUAACUUGAUAUACAAUGAUAUGAAGGUCCUGGAACAUGCUAGACACAGACAAUCUCAGUCCAGCGUUCAAGGAAUCACCUGGAAUUGUGCUGCUGAAUUCGAAGCAACCAACGAUCAACCUAUUAGCUUCAUCGAAGAUGAUGCCUAUAUGAUAUUUUCUCAUAAGACACACUACAAAGAAUUCAGAAUUCAGUUUGAAGUGAAAACGAUAAGUAAAGAUGGAUUGUUUUUUUAUAAUCCGGGUCACAAAUUGAAACAGGACUAUUUCUUGAUUGAACUGAACAAUUAUUCUUUGAAAGUUCUUAUCAAAAUUGGUGAUAAAAUUUCGAAAGUAGCAAGUAAGAACAUGAAGAUAUCUGAUGGAGAAUGGCACAGAGUUUCAUUCAGAAUAUCACCAUCCAUUAUUGAACUCAGUUUAGAUGAAAAAAUCAUUAGUGAAAAAAACAUUCAUGGUCACCUAUUCCAACUGAGCGACAUCUCUUACAUAGGGGGGCUAGAAAUGAGCAAGCGUUUUCGAGCCUACCAAAAAGGUUGUAGCAAAUCCUGUGAUAGCAGUUUCAAAGGUUGCCUGAGACAAUUGUCUAUUUUUGAAGAAAACAGAGGGCUACCAGAUGCCUAUGUCACAGAAGGGCUCUUACCAGGUUGUGUGUGGCACUAUCCAUGCCUUCGGAAUCCUUGCAACAACAAUGGCUUUUGUAUACAACAAGGUCUCGAUUCCUUUCAAUGUCAAUGCCAGGAAGACCUCUGUGUCAACGUCAAUUACACCGAAGGCUAUAAAGUAUUCUCGAAAAGCAAUUUAGCUACCGAACUAGAGCUUUUAGCUGUCGAACCGUUACAAGUACUGGAAAGUGGCAGUGAGAUCAUCACUACCAAAAAUCUGCAUAUGAUUUUGGAUUAUCCGAAAUAUGGGAUCACAGACUCCGGUAUAACUUUCUUCAUUGUCAAAGGCCCAGAGCAUGGGAGCAUCACCAUUGAUAUUUGGCCACACGAUAAGAAUUCAUUCUGUUUGUUUGAUGUAGCCAGAGAUAAGGUUUACUAUGUUCAUGAAGGUUCCGAAGAUAACCAUGAUACUAUCGUUCUUGAAGUUGAAUUUUCCGCAGCCGAUACCUUCACGUUGCCAGCCUAUCUACAAGGAAAAUUUCGUUUCGGUCUAUCGAUAAAUGUGGUCCCUACAAAUGAUCCUCCUAUGCUGGAUAUUUCCGAUGCCACUGUUUUCAGAACAGUACAGGGAACUAAAAAGUUCAUAUCGUCAGAUAUAUUUAAUGCGGUUGACGCAGAUAAUCCACCAAGAGAUUUGAUUUAUACGAUACUCAAAUCAGACAGUGGUUUCUUUGAGAAUGCCAAUAAACCAGGAGUCAAGAUAAUCUCAUUCACCCAAGAAGAAAUCGAUGAAGGAAACAUUUUAUUUUUCGAUCGGAGUUCAAACAUAAAUAGCUCUUCCGUGUCCAUGCAAGUUUCUGAUGGCAUGGUGACGAGUUCAGUCUACAAUUUGAGAAUAUCUAUUGCUCCUCAAUAUUGGAGAUUGGAAAGGAAUACUGGUCUUGUUGUUCUGCAUCAAACCUCAUCCAUAAUUACCCACUACAAUUUGAGCUUCACUUCAAACGUUGCCAUCUCAGAUUAUUCUACACAUUACACUGUGGUAAAACGGCCUAUAUAUGGGGUGAUAGAAGUCGAGAGGGUUGCUAAUACCUGGGAAAUAUCAGAUAUUUUCACUGGAAGUGAUUUGAAACAACACAGAGUGCGAUAUAGACAUGUCAAUGCCAAGCCAGAUUUUGAUGAAUUCCAGUUUCGUACGCUAGAUAAGACUAAGCUAUACACGUUCAGGUUGACUUUCGCCAAAUGCACAUUAUACAAGGUGAAAUUGAGGGAUAUGGAAUUGAGGAACCAAUGGGAAAUAGUCAUAUCCGCAGAUACAUUAUCAUUCGAGACGAAACCGGCUAAAGCUCUCACCUCGAUACAUUACGUAAUUGCCAAGCCACCUCAAUACGGAUUUCUUUUCUCUCCAAAAUCAAAUUAUCGUUUGAGAUCUUGUGACACUUUUACUCAGGAAGACAUCGUUUCUGAAAACAUAAAAUAUAGCUUGCACCAGAAGGGGUAUUCCGAUGUGCAUGAUGGUUUUACAUUCGUUGUACUGUCUCCCGGGUGCAAUAACGUAACAGCAAAUGUAUCACUAAAUUACUCGCCAUCCAACGUCGAUAAGGCAAAAGUGAAUGUACAUUUGAAUCACAUUCAAGUGGACGAAGGUUACUCUACAGUCAUAGAUCAUACGGUCUUAUCAUUACAGGCAGAAUUUCCAUUGGAUUUGGUAUACAAUAUAACAAGCCAAACUCGUCAUGGGUUCUUGCAACUCAUCAAAAGCGAUACCAUGAAGAAUAAUACAGAUCAUUUCACAUCUUCUGAUCUGAAAAACAAUUUUCUCCAUUAUAUUCAUGAUGGAUCGGAAACGCAAACUGAUUCAUUCGUUUUCAUGGCUUUAUCCAAAGAUGACGAGAGUUUCGAGUUCGUAGGAGAAGUGAAUAUAAGAAUCGAGCUAAAGAACGAUAACAGCCCAAUUCGUGCAGUCGACAAAGUGUUUCAUGUCGUGGUAGGUGGCGAUAGACUGUUGACCGGGAAGGACCUCAAAUAUACUGACAAAGACUUGGGCACCCCUACUUCCAUGAUAGUUUAUACAUGUCGAGAUUCAUCCAACGGAUAUUUUUAUAACGUCAAUAACAUGAAUACGAAAAUACUGGAAUUCACUCAGGAAGAUUUAGAUGAUAACAGAAUAAUAUUCAAACAUAAAGGGACGGAGUAUGGUAAAGUCAGGUUAUGGAUUACCGAUGGACAAUUUCAUUUGAAUGGAAUUCUGGAGAUACAAGCUUCUGCUCCUUUCAUCCACAUCACAAUGCAUAAAAAAAUUAUCGUGGAGCACGGGAAAAUCGUUGUCAUCUCUAGUGCUCAUGUUUCCUAUGAGACAAAUUUAUAUGCUUACGAUAAGGACGUGGUUUACGAGAUAACUAAUAAGCCUAAUUUCGGCAAAGUGGUCUCGUCAAAAACUCUCAAGGUGAUAAAAAACUUUACACAACAAGAUGUUUAUGAUGGACUUGUCAGCUAUCUGAAUGAAAAUACGGCGGUGAAUGCCGAUGAGGUCGGAAUUAAAGUAACUUGCAGGGAUGCAGUUGAUGUUGCCCAAAUAGGUAUUUGGAUGUUACCAUCAAACUAUUGGGAACCCCUAAUACCGAAUAAUCUGAAGAAACUCUUGGUCGAAGAGUCGACCAGUGUAUUGAUAACGAGAAAGGAUCUGGAGGUAUUUCAAGCAAACGUUCCUUCGUCUGCCAUCGUUUAUCACAUUAUAGAAAUCCCUGAAUAUGGUUACAUAACCCUUUUAGGAGAUUCAAGGAGCGGCGAUGAACCGAUGAACGUUUUAUCUUUCACCCAAGAUCAGAUAAAUAACAAUGAAGUUUUGUACAUUCAGUCUGGAGCCAACCAGACGAAAGACAAAAUAACGUUCAACGUCACUAACGGCAUUAUAUGGCGAAAAAACAUUCAACUAGAUAUUGGCAUAAUACCGGACAGAUUGUAUUUAGGGAGCAACGACGUAAUGGUCAAUGAAGGAGGCGUGGCAGCUAUAAGUGUAGCACACUUAUUCGUACUGACGGACUACUACAAAUCCAAAGUGACUGUUUACACGAUCACGGAAGCCACUAGGCACGGUUGCGUCCAGGUUCAUAAACGUUGUUUAAAAUCGAAAAGUUUCACGCAGAAAGAACUUCAAGCUGGCCUUGUUCAAUAUUCACAUGAUGGAAGUGAAUAUUCGAACGAUGAAUUGCUCGUUGUCGGAGAUGCUGGACAGAAGAGAAGUUUUCCCGUGACACUUAAGAUCAUCGUCUUACCAGUGAAUGACCAGUUACCGAAACUAGUGAAUAAUACCGGAAUGAUUAUGUGGGAAGGUGGAGUUUCCGUUAUAACAAAUGAAAUGUUAGCUGCGACCGAUGAAGACCUGCCCAAAGAUACUCUGAAGUACCAUGUCCAGAAUUGUUGGUGGGGCGUUGUUUCUUUGAUGUCGGAUGUAGCAUCUCUCACUUAUUUCACACAAGAAUUUAUAGAUAAACGGAUGGUAGUCUUCAGACAUUAUAAUGGGACUGAAGCAAGAUUCAAAUUCAAUAUCAGCGAUGGUUUGCACACUACAAAGGAUUAUUUAUUUCACAUCAAAACAAAACCGGUGAAAAUGGAACUGGUUAGCCAUCCACUACACAUAUUUCCAUUUCAAAAAAAAUAUCUCACUUCCAACCAUCUGCUUGUAACCAUAUCUGAUGCACAGAGAACAGUUUAUUAUGAUAUUAUCGAAGAACCUAGUUUAGGAAGGCUUAUGAUGGAAUCCGAGAAAGCCGGCAUAUUCAAAGUCGUGUCCAGUUUCACGCAGAACGACUUGAACGAAAGUAGAAUUUUCUAUGAGCAUACGCAUCAGUUCUCUGAUUUGUAUGCAAAUGAUUCCUUCGUAUUCAAUGUCAGAGCAAACUUGGCAGCCGGAUUAACCACACAGGCCUUGAAAAUAGACAUUUCCGUGUCUUCCGGUGGAUUGGACGCUUAUGUUAACAUUCCGAAAGUUUUCGUAGACGAAGGUGGUACUACCACGAUACAUCUCAAUCUGUCGGGAGUGGUGUCCUUCUUGGAAAACCACGCAGGUCUCAGGUUGCCGAUAAUACACGCAUCCGCCUCACGACCGUUGCACGGCCAAGUUUUCCUCCAACGUGAUAAGAACUUGACCACCUUCACCCAAUCCCAAUUGGAGACGGGACAAGUUUACUACGAACACGAUCAUUCGGAUUCCUUGGGAGAUAACGUGCACUUCUCGUUAUAUUUGAUUCCGGGAUACGUGAUUUUGUGUAACGUAACCGUGCCUGUGAUCGUGAAUCCCAUCAACGACCAACCCUUCAACCUCGUCACUCCGGCACCCAGUCUGAUAGUGGUGCAAGGCGAAAAUCGAACAAUAACAAGGCACGAAUUGGCCACCGAAGAUGCCGACACGGCUCCCGCCAAACUCAAAUACGACCUCAUAUCUGGCCCUUCACAUGGCAAACUAGUGCUACUACCGGAAUGUUCGCCGGUCUCUUAUUUCUCCCAAGCGGACAUCGACAGCAACAAACUCUUGUACGUACACGACGGAUCCAUGUUGAAGGACUCCUUUCACUUCCGGAUAUGGGACGGCAAGUUCCCGCCCGAAUUUAGUUUGUUCAAUGUGAUCGUCGCUCCGAUAAAUAUCAGCGUUUCACCGGGCAUGCCGGCUCACUUGUUGCAAGGCUCCGACGUGGUUUUCUUGACGGAAAAACAGUUUUUCAUACACACCAAUGCCGACAGAAACAAGAUACGUUUCACUGUGAAGAGAGCAGCGAAGCACGGAAUGCUAUACAAAGAUAAUAAUUCUGUCAAUCAUUUUCACAAAAACCAACCGAUGACAGCUUUCACGUAUAGAGACUUGCUGAAUAAAAAAGUGAUGUACCUACAGACGGAUAUGACGAACUCCAACGACAGUUUCCGAGUGGUAGCCGAACUGUUUUCAGGAGAUGGUUCGUUCGGCGGCGAAGUCGAUGUCGUCAUCAGAGUGAAGCCGUUCAUGCACAUACACAAUGUGACCGUCAAAGCUGGGGAGAUGAAUCGAAUCACCGUACGCGUUCUGGACGCCAAUCCGUUGGCCAAACUGACCAGUAGCAAUCCGCGUUACACGAUUCUCCGACCGCCGGUGUACGGAGAAAUUCGAAAAAUAAUUCGCAGUUCCGGCGAGAACAGGAACGUCCUGGAUGUGGUCGUGCACACGUUCACUCAUGAAGACGUCCAGAGCGGUCUUAUUUUCAUGGCGGUGAAAAACGUAGAAGUGCCUUGGGAAGGGAUCGAAGAUAGACUAGAAUUCGCUCUGGCAGCGACCAUAUUCCAACCGGCGAUGGGCGAACUGAAGAUCCAUAUAAGGCCCCUUAUAUCGAACAACGACGUUUCUUCCACGUUGCCGGGCCCCAGUGAUCCCGCCAGCCACGAAGGCGGCUUGCAUUUGGCUAGCCCUAAUAUGACGAAAGACUACUUACUGAUAGUGAGUAUGGUAGUUGGAGUAGUAGUGUUGGGAGUGACGAUGGUAGUAGUGAUAAAGUGUCGAUCGCUGGAUGCCCAAAUGAACAAAGAAGAGCAGUGUGUCCAACCGAUCCCUCUACCGCGUCCACCGGACAGGCUGAUGACGUCAUCACCGUCUCUGAAACCGGCGUCGAUCGACGGCGGCGGCCUGUCGAAUUCCAAUUCGGCGUCGCUGCCCCAAUGCAAGGUGACACAGCUGCCGGUGAACAGGAACACUGAAUUGGAAUCGCCCUCUCUGCAUGCUUGCUACCCUUACGGAGUGGAUGAACAGCCGGACGAUUGGAGCAGCCUGGAUGCGUCAGAUGUCCCUACCUGUCCCACCAAAAAUAUUAUGUUACGUAGGAACCAGUAUUGGGUUUGAACGUACUAACUUACAGCGAAUUCCAUUGGUAAAACUACAGCCGGCACUAUAACAAGCCGCGGUGAGAGACAUGCAACACCGCAUCGCCGUGAUGCGGAAGGUCUACUCUCGACUGGCUACCACGGCGACAUAGGCAACGUUACCGCUAACCGCGCUAACGUAACAUCAUCAAUUUCUGGCUUUGAAAUAAAUAAUUGAACUUUAAUAGAAAAAUAGCAAGAAAUAAUGGGUCAGGUCACAGUUCAGGUUUUAUUCAGUUUCUUGGAUAAAAUAAACAACUGGCGGUCACCGUUCAGGUUUUAUUCCGUUUCUUGGGUAAAAUAAACAACUGGCAAGUCCCAUUUUAGACCAAUCAUUAAGUUCAUAAAUUGCGAGGCAAGAUCUUAUUAUACACAGUUCUCCAUUAGGAAAUUUGAAAAUUUAAAUAAUUCUUUUCCGAAGCCUAAAUUGACUUACAUCCUGUCUCACACAGCAAUUAUUUGGCAUCUUCUUAUGAGAAAGGUUGAAAUUACUUACUUUGCUGCCAG
Messenger RNA from Phaedon cochleariae (mustard beetle), 7804 nucleotides. The record is from the annotation of a GenBank genome assembly. Lineage: Eukaryota; Metazoa; Arthropoda; Insecta; Coleoptera; Chrysomelidae.